This is a messenger RNA of Cervus elaphus (red deer), 3073 nucleotides long. It is a transcript of the gene SYNC, whose product is annotated as syncoilin, intermediate filament protein. The coding region runs from base 126 to 1565 and encodes 479 amino acids. The transcript is spliced from 5 exons. Gene Ontology annotation, biological process: intermediate filament-based process. NCBI's taxonomy places the organism in Eukaryota, Metazoa, Chordata, Mammalia, Artiodactyla, Cervidae. Gene Ontology annotation, cellular component: neuromuscular junction; sarcolemma; Z disc. The record is from RefSeq and is a predicted model, not a curated record.
GGGCGCGCCCGGCCCUGGGCCGGCGGAUCCGGUGUCGGCUGCAGCUGGCAGUGCGGCUGGCGGGCGCGGGCGGCCCGUGGGGCCGACUAUUAAUACCGCGGCCGCCCAGGCCGGGUAGCGCAGCCAUGGCCAGCCCGGAGCCCCGGCGCGGCGGGGACGGCUCCGCCCAGGCCGCGAGGGAAACAAGACCAGAGGUCAUGUCUCCUCUUCAAGAGGAGAAUUCUGCAUCCCUGUAUGAGCUGGGGACCUGGAACCCAGAAGUUACUCUGUCUUUGGAGGGGACCUUGAACUUAGAGGACAUUCUCUACCUGGGGGACACAGGUGACCUUGAUGAGGCUCUGUACGUGGAAGAAACUGAACCGCAGGAGGAGACGCUGCACAUUGAGGAAACCAGGACGCCGGAUGAGGCCCUGUACCUGGAGGAGCCAGUGAGGCUGGAGGAGGCUUUAUAUGUGGAAGAGCCGGUGAAGCCGGAGGGGGUGUUAAAUGUGGAAGAGCCCGUGAAGACGGCAAGCCCAGAGCAGAUCGUUUACGGGGGAGACACGGUCCUGAGCGAGGAGAAGUCUAACCCCAAGGAGAGCCUCCGAGCCGGGCCGAGUCCCAGCACAGAGGGGAGCCUGAGCAUAGAGGACCUGGAAUUGCUGGAGGGGCGUUUCCAGCAGUGCAUUGAAGCCGUGGCCCAGCUGGAAGAGGAAAGGGAUCAGCUCAUCCAUGAGCUUGUGUUGCUCCGGGAGCCCGCCCUGCAGGAGGUGCAGCAGGUCCACCGGGAUAUCCUGGCCGCCUACAAACUGCAUGCCCAGGCAGAGCUCGAGAGGGAUGGGCUGAGGGAGGAGAUCCGACUGGUCAAGCAGAAGUUGUUCAAGGUGACCAAGGAGUGCGUGGCCUACCAGUACCAGCUGGAGUGCCGCCGGCAGGACGUGGCCCAGUUUGCCGAUUUCCGGGAAGCGCUGACCACCCGGGCGGCCCAGCUCUCAGAGGAGCUAAUCCAGCUCCGGGAGGCCUAUCAGAAGCAGGAGGAGCAGUUACGGCAACAGCUCGAAGCACCUCCCAGUCAGAGGGAUGGGCAUUUUCUCCAGGAGAGCCGGCGGCUCUCUGCCCGGUUCGAGAGCCUCAUGGCAGAGAGCCGCCAGGGCCUGGAAGAGGAGUACGAGCCUCAGCUGCUGCGGCUCCUAGAGAGGAAAGAAGCUGCGGCCAAAGCUCUGCAGAAAACCCAGGCCGAGAUCCAGGAGAUGAAGGAGGCCCUGAGACCACUGCAGACACAAGCCCAGCAGCUCCACCUGCAAAACAGGAACCUGGAGGACCAGAUCACCCUUGUGAGGCAAAAACGGGACGAGGAGGUGCAGCAGUACCGGGAACAGCUGGAAGAAAUGGAAGAACGACAGAGGCAGCUAAGAAGCGGGGUGCAACUCCAGCAACAGAAGAACAAAGAGAUGGAGCAGCUAAGAGUCAGCCUUGCUGAAGAGCUCGCAACUUACAAGGCUAUGCUACCUAAGAGCCUAGAACAGGCUAAUGCUCCCACUUCUGAGGCAGGUGGAAUCGAGACACAGUCUCAAGGGGCUGUUUAGAAACAUACUGCCGAAUCUGUAACCAAGAAACAAAAAAAACUUCUUAGCAAAGGAUCACUAAGUACCCUCUGGACAUACUUUUUUCUAAACAGAGAAGGGUGUGUCAUGGAUUUGGCAAGCAGUUCUCUCUGGGAAAGUUACAAAUACUGGCUGACCUGUUUAAAAAGAUUCUAGGGCUGGCUGGAGGCAGAAUACUGUCAGUCCACUCUUAGCUGUAUUCUAUUUCAUACGUUAUUGGUACUGAUCUCAGUGCACUGAGGAACAGAAAAAUGAGUCUCCUGUCAGCCAUCAGCAACCUUCCACAGGCACACGGAGUAAAGGAUGAAUGUGUGGACACACUCUAGUAUUGUGAAAAACGUAGCUUGCCUUGUGUUGACCCAAACCAGAAAGUUUUUCGGGAACACAGGUGAAGUAAAAAAGGCACCCUAUUUUCAUUACAGUUGACUCUUGAACAAUGUGGGGCUUAAUCUGCACAUAACUUAGUUGGCCCUCUGUAUCAAAGAUUCCUUCACCUCUAUGGAUUCUGUUAUUUACUAUUGAAGAAUAUCUGUGUUAAGUGGACCUGUGCACUUCAAACCCAUGUUGUUCAAGGGUAAACCGUAUAUGGUUUACAAUCUGGAUCCUUUUGUGCUGUGUUAUACUUUAACUGAAUUCCUUUACAAAGUUUUUAAAUCUAUGCUGAUUCAUGUAGGUUUACUCUUGUGUCAAGGUAUUUUCACUAUACUCUAGAAGAACUACUCACUUAAAAACAAACAAAAAAAAACCAAUCCAGCUUUCCCAAAAUAUCUUACCUUAUGAAAAUGAUUUUGGGUGAGAGUGAUCUAUUCAGUUAGACUGGGUGUUUGGCAAAGAACCAAGCAUUUUAUCUGGUUACGGUACUUGGCUUUCAAGAGCCUACUUUUUUAAUCUUUAAGUACAGGCCCCAGUGAAAUACACUGAGGAGAUUCAACCUCUAUGAGAAAAGGUCAAACACCUUUUCAAAAUUUAAAUUCUGCCUUAAAUUCUCUCUGCCACACUGCCUCUAACAUUCUUGAAAGUUCAUGUGGUUCUCUAGAGAUAAGAUUUCAAAGGAUGUUAUUUUUACCAAAGCCUCAUCUGUACACCUGAUGCAGGGUUUUAGUCUUUUGCUUCCCUGGGGAAGGGGUAAAGCUCUUUUCUAUACCUCUGGGUCUACUAUAUUUAAUUCUGCUCUUGGUAGUCAAAGACCACAGAAAAUAACUGUCAUCUGAACAACUCUUCUCAAAGCCAGAGACUGGUGUUUGACGAAUGUUGUACACUAAAUAAAACCCAUCAGCUUGGGGUUAUGUAGAAAAGCAAUUUAUUCCAUUAUAAGCACUUACACAGUUAGUCAAGGAGAGUAACAGGCCUGCUGGUGAAACAGGUCACCCAAAAUAGAGAUGGUAUCAAACUAGUGGUCAAGGACUAACUCCUUAAAAAAAAAAAAAAAGCAACUCUUAUCCAGGAUUAAUUUAAUUUUAAAAACAAAUACAAGCUAUUGAUUCACUCUU